Molecule: messenger RNA, 4977 nt
Organism: Empidonax traillii (willow flycatcher)
Lineage: Eukaryota; Metazoa; Chordata; Aves; Passeriformes; Tyrannidae
Gene: THNSL1
Product: threonine synthase like 1
Exons: 3
Coding region: 18-2546 (842 amino acids)
Biological process (GO): amino acid metabolic process
Cellular component (GO): cytoplasm
Molecular function (GO): pyridoxal phosphate binding
Source: RefSeq, a predicted model, not a curated record
UGCCGGGUAACGGCGCCAUGGCGGGGCGGAGCCGCGGCCGCCACCUGCCGGCGGCGCGUGCGCACUGCGCGGCGGUGAAGUCAGAGGGGGCCGGGCGGUCCAGCUGCGCGUGCGCCGUUGGGGCGUUCGGUGGGCGCGCGCGGCACCUGUGGCAGCGGUCCCCGCCCCCGCCGUAUAGGAGUUCUUCACAAAUCCCUUGCUCGGUUUGCCAUCCCUUCAGAAGAGAUUUGAAUGCAACUCAUUCAGCCUUGCUGUUGCACAACACUCAGUUAAGUGGAUUGUCAAGUUGCCUUGGAAAAACCCCCACAAUAAAUCAUCAGAAGAUGUUUCAUGUUUUUCAGUAUCAGCCUUUGAGACUAAUAACCCAAAACAGUCUUUCUAGCAUGCAUUUAAAACUGAUGCUUUCAAGACCUGUUGCAUUGGCACAGAUACGGAAGUCAUGGUUCUCGAGCCAUUCUCUUCUUGGAAACAAAAAUAUUAUCUUGAUGGGACCUCCGGGUGCUGGGAAAACGACGAUUGGGAGAAUAGUAGGCCAGAAACUAAAUUGCCCUGUCAUAGACAUAGAUGAUGAUGUCCUUGAAACAGCGUGGAAUAUGAGUGUGUCAGAAAAACUGCAGAAUGUUGGUUAUGAGGAAUUUCUAGAGGAGGAAGGAAAAGCCCUGUUGAAUUUUUCAGCAUCUGGAAGUGUCAUUUCCCUUAGUGGGUCCAAUCCAAUGCAUGCUGCGGGCAUGCAGCACGUGAAGAAAAAUGGAAUAGUUGUGUAUCUGGAUGUGCCCACAACAGUCAUUAUGAGCAGGCUGAAAUCAAUGGCAGUGGAUCGCAUCGUGGGCCUGUCUGCUGGUAAUUCCCUCAAGGACAUACUUCAGUUUAGGAAGCCAUUUUACAAAAGGUGGCAUGACAUCCGUGUUUUUUGUGGAGAGGAUGUUGCGGCAGAAGUUGUAGCAGAAAAGGUACUUGAUGCUGUGAAGAGAUACCAAGAUUCGGAACUGGAAACUUUCAUUUCAACUCGGUCUAGUAGGUCUGGAAGGAGUAUGGAAAAAGACUCUCGUAAGUAUUUCAGUGACGUUGUUAUUCAGGGCUUAGCCCCUGAUGGAGGACUCUUUGUUCCUGAGAGACGACUUCCAAAAUUCACUGCUGGAGAAUGGCAAGGUCUAAUAGAAGCAACUUACGUUGAAAGAGCUGAGGUCAUACUAGAAAGAUGCAUACAUCCUGCUGAUAUUCCUGCUUCUAAACUGGCAGAAAUUAUUGGAACUGCUUAUGGAGAAAACUUUAGUUGUUCUAAAGUUGCCCCAAUUAGGCAUUUGGCAGGCAAUCAGUUUCUUCUGGAGUUAUUUCAUGGACCAACAGCAUCAUUUAAAGAUUUUGCAUUACAGUUGAUGCCACAUUUAUUUGCCUCCUGCAUUCCCAGAAGCUGCAAUUACUUGAUUCUGGUAGCUACUUCUGGGGACACAGGGAGUGCCGUCCUAGAUGGCUUUAGUCGUCUCCACGACACUGACAAACAGAGAAUUGCUGUGAUGAAUUUUUUUCCUGAGGAUGGAGUAAGCCCAAUUCAAAAAUCACAGAUGAUUGGCUGUCAGAAAGAAAAUGCAUGGUCAGUGGGUGUCAAAUCUGAUUUUGAUUUUUGCCAGACAGCUAUAAAGCAAAUCUUUACUAAUUCUGAUUUUACUGGUUUUCUUACAGUAGAAUAUGGAACUGCUUUAGCUGCAGCAAACUCCAUAAACUGGGCACGACUGCUUCCUCAGAUAGUUUAUCAUGCUUCUGCAUACCUUGAUCUUGUUCAUCAAGGUAUUAUUCCUUUUGGAAGCCCUGUGGAUAUUUGCAUUCCUACAGGAAACUUUGGCAACAUAUUAGCGGCUUUCUAUGCUAAGAUGAUGGGAAUUCCUAUCAGAAAAUGUAUUUGUGCUUCCAAUGAAAACAAUGUUUUGACUGACUUCAUAAGAACAGGUGUUUAUGAUUUGAGGGGAAGAAAAUUAAUUUCCACUUUUUCAUCAGCAGUAGAUAUUUUGAAGUCCUCCAAUCUUGAACGAUACUUGCACCUGAUUGCUAAUGAAGAUGGACAGCUGGUAACACAAUUAUUUAACCAGCUGGAAAAUCAGGGCCACUUCCAGCUAAGGAAAGAUCUACUUGAAAAGCUUCAGCAGGACUUAGUGGCUGGCUGGUGCUCUGAGGAGGACUGUCUAGCUGCCAUUCACUCUGUGUACAGUACUACAGGAUAUAUUUUGGAUACGCACACAGCUGUUGCUAAAGUAGUUGCAGAUCGAUUGCAAGAUAGAACUUGCCCAAUUAUUAUUUCGUCUACAGCUCAUUAUUCUAAGUUUGCACCUGCUAUCUUGAGGGCCUUGAGGAUUGCAGAAAUAAACCAGAAUCCAUUAAGUCAGCUUCACUUGCUGAGUUCUUACAGCGCUCUGCCUCCAAUCCAUUGGGGCCUGUUAGAGACCCUGAAAAAGACAGGGAAUGGGGAUCACCAGGUCUGUGCUGCCGAUAUGAGUGUGCUGAUGCACCAUAUAGAAACCUUAAUCCAAAAUCAUUUCAUGAAAGUUUUUUGAGCAACUGAUCCAGUGUCCCCAGUGUCAAUUGCAAUGCUGUCUCAGCAAGCUGCAUGUUUUACUAAAACCAUCAUUCACCUGGGCUGUGUCCAGUCCACAGCACACCAUCCACAGUUUUAUACUCAGUUGUCAAGCUUUCAACAGCAUUUGUAAGUAACAUGUGUGAGAUUUCUAGUGGUGGUGAAAGGUUGUGAAUUGAGAGUGUAAAAGACUGGACUACCUUUUUGCAGGUCAGACACAGUAGAGAUGUCAGCACUCCCAGCUGUCCUUGGCAGUGCUGUCUCCUUCAGAAGCCUGAAGGAGACAGAUAAUCAAGUCUGACCUUUCUGAAACUAAUAGCUUUGGUUUUGUUGCAGCAAUGAUGUGAUCCUUUGGUCUGUGGGUGAUUAAUUAAACUCAUUUCACUUAGGGCACUGGAACAUAAUAAGAUACUAUAAUAAUGUUCAUAUGUUGCUAAUGAGAAUGGAUUUCACUACAAAGAUUGAAGUGUACUUGUAUUGUUAAUCCCUGAACCACUGAGGAACCAUUGAAUUUUGUGGUAUCUUUUUGUAUAAUGUUUUUUUAUGUAUGAGGCCAGUGUUUCUGUACAAAAAAAUCUGGUCUUUUUGUUUUUCAGACUUUUUUCUCCCAGAUAUUUUCCUGUGUCAAAUAGAAUACUUGAUUUGGUAUUUUUAAUAUAUUUGAGAUGUGACUCUUCCUCCAGUGUGUUGUGGUCUUUCUCCUAUAUGUUUUCUGUUUGAACUUUCAACUUUAGAACUCUUUUUUAAUCCCAUAGAAGAAUCUGCUAGUAGUAGCAGUGAUCUUCUUAAAUAAGAACCAGACUUUGUCUUUUCUUUACAUUUAUUUUUUUGCAUUAUAAGUUUAAUUUUUGACAUCAUAGAGCUUUCUUGUUCUAAUUACUUCUGUUUUCCUAUUUUCUUAAGUUAACGUCCUUGAUGUUCUAUUCUGUUCUUGCUUUGCAUGAAUUAGUGUAAGAAAGAAGCUUCCCAAAUUGCUUUCCUCAUCAAGGAAAGUGAAGGAUGAAUUCCAGGGUGAUAGCAUCAGAGGUAUUCAUUAUGUAACCUAAAAUAGCUCUAUGUGCUUUUGCUAAUGAUAGGCUCUUUAUUGUUUUUUUUCUGAAGAAAAAAGAUUGAGUAGGUUGUCCUAGGAGAUCAUGUGGUUAUGGAGAAAUGUAUUCUGGUACCUGGAGGUAUAUUUGGCAAUGACAUAAAAUAAACUACAUUUCACACUAAGAUAAAUGGUGAAAUGAUGUAAUGGCUAGUUUUGAGUGGCAUGCAAAUGGCUCUUUACAGGUAAAGAGCUGCCCAUCAUCAGAUGAGAGGUCGACUUUCCCACCGAGAUUCAGAUUAUCUGGUAAUUGAUAACAUUUUUUGCCUCUUCGAUAUGCAACAUUUCCUAGAUGUCAAGAUUCACCUGGGGCUUUGAACUGUUGUCAUAUCUGACAGGUUCCUCUGUGUGUCUGUUUGCCGCAUUAGAGGCACUUUCUUGCCACAUUAGAGGCGAAGAAGACACCACCUAGUAAACUAUUUUAAAGAAUUGUUGUUUAAAGAAUUUCUUCCAGCCUAAAGUAAAAGACUCAAGCACUUUGCCACAGUGGGUGCAUUAUACAGUAUAAUUAAAUGUAGCUGAUAACAUAGGUGUAACACAAUAGCUUUCUAGAUUAUGCCAUUCUUGGAUACCUUUUUAGAACCUUUGUAGUUCUUUUCUCGGCUCAAUCCUUGUUCACUAUUUCUGCAGUAACUUUGAAAAAGAAGUUUUUGUUUUCACAGAAUCACGAGCAUCCCAAGUUGGAAGGGACCUCAAAACAUCACCCAGUCCAACCUUUUGUGGGAAAGGGAACCUAGAUGAGAUUAUCUAGCACCCUGCCCAGGCACGUCUUAAAAACCUCCAGCGAUGGGGCUCUUCCACUUCCCUAUGGAGGUUGUUCCACUGAUUGAGUGUCCUUACUGGGAAAAAUUUUUUUCUUAUAUCAAGAUGAACCUUCUCCUGGUGCAACUUCCUCUUUGUCUCCGUGUGUCUCCUUCUGAAGAGAGAGCCUCUGUCCUCUUUCUAGCCACCACUGAAGUACUGGAAAGCUGAUGAAGUGGCCCCUGAACCUCCUCCAGGGUGAAAAGACCUGACUCAUUCAGUUUCCACAUGUGGCAGGGGAGUUGUCAUUUUCCAGGCACAACAUUGGAAAGACCAUAAAUGUGUAAUUUUUUUUUUUUUUAAAAAUCCAAGUUCUGUAAGAAAAAAUUGCACAAGCAUAUUGCCAAAAAAGAAGCAUUGCUUGUGGUAGUGAUAAGUGCACAUCCACCUUGUAUUUCUCUAUGUUUCGGCCUGAUUCUUACAGUAGUUCCAAGUGGAAAAAAAAUGUACUGCUUUCUCUGGAUGUGCUCAGUACAAGACCAGAAUUCUAAAUGUUAAAAAAUCCAAACACAAACAAACCCAA